This is a messenger RNA of Myxocyprinus asiaticus (Chinese sucker), 981 nucleotides long. Its product is annotated as olfactory receptor 1M1-like. Gene Ontology annotation, cellular component: membrane. Gene Ontology annotation, biological process: G protein-coupled receptor signaling pathway. The record is from RefSeq and is a predicted model, not a curated record. Gene Ontology annotation, molecular function: G protein-coupled receptor activity; olfactory receptor activity. The coding region runs from base 1 to 981 and encodes 326 amino acids. Lineage: Eukaryota; Metazoa; Chordata; Actinopteri; Cypriniformes; Catostomidae. The transcript has a single exon.
AUGAGUGCCAUAAAUAUGAUUUUUUCUCAAAAUAUCUCCAUUGUGCGUCCUGCAUAUUUUUUCAUCACUGGACUUUCAGGUAUACCAUACAGCAGUUAUUACUAUAUUUUUUUAUUUUUUACUUAUUUCAUUGCUGUAAUUGGAAACUCUGUAGUUCUUUUCAUUAUAGCUCUUGACCGGAGUCUGCACAGUCCAAAGUACAUUGGUGUGUUUAACUUGGCCUUGGCUGACAUUGGUGAAACAAAUGCCCUGAUUCCUAACAUGUUGAAGACUUUGCUUUUUGAGUCACAGUACAUCUCUUACAAUAGCUGUUUGUUAAACAUGUAUUUUGUGUUUCUCUUUGGUUCUAUGCAAAGUCUCUCUCUUGUUGUCCUUGCAUUUGAUCGCUUCAUUGCUAUUUGCUUGCCACUAAGAUACCAUGCCAUUGUUACAAAUACUGGUAUGUCUUUAAUUUUUUCAGCAAUAUGGGCAUUUAACACUUUUGUGAUGGCCUUGACAGUGUCUUUACUCACCCGGCUUUCAUUCUGUAAAUCCAAUGUGAUACAAAGUUAUUUUUGUGACCAUGGACCAGUGUAUAGGUUGGCAUGUAAUGACAAUAGCAUGAAUAAUUUAAUGGCAAACCUCUGCACAGCUUUAUACCUUGUAGCACCAUUGGCCAUUAUAAUUGUGUCAUAUAUUGGCAUUCUUCUGGCCCUAAUCAGAAUUACAACUUGGGAAGGGCGUAUCAAGGCCCUUAAGACCUGUGUUUCUCACCUGUUGUUAGUCGGAGUAUUUUUCCUCCCCAUAACCUGCACAUACAUUGCUGCAUUCAUGUUUGCUCUCUCUCCCAAUGCAAGAAUCAUCAGCACAUCUCUGGCAUUUGUUAUUCCACCAAUGCUAAAUCCUAUAAUUUAUGUUUUAAACACAGCAGAAAUCAAAGACUUGAUGCAAAAAGUCCUUAAAAAUAGAUUUGCAACAAUUGGACAGAGUAUUUCACACUGA